Coregonus clupeaformis (lake whitefish) is the source of this 1808-nucleotide messenger RNA. It is a transcript of the gene fbxo45, whose product is annotated as F-box protein 45. Bases 176 to 1057 code for a protein of 293 amino acids. The transcript has 3 exons. Gene Ontology annotation, cellular component: synapse; SCF ubiquitin ligase complex. The record is from RefSeq and is a predicted model, not a curated record. Gene Ontology annotation, biological process: synapse assembly involved in innervation; proteasome-mediated ubiquitin-dependent protein catabolic process. Lineage: Eukaryota; Metazoa; Chordata; Actinopteri; Salmoniformes; Salmonidae. Gene Ontology annotation, molecular function: protein binding.
UGUCUUCCUACUUUACCAACCCGGUCUGGGUCCAUCGAAUUAAAUGCAUAACAAUAUCACCGCCGUGAUUUAGCUAGUAUCGUGUUGUUAGAAAUGGUCCAUUUUAAUUCAUUUUAGUUAAUAAUUUAUGCUGUAAAAACACCGUUCAUCAAUCGGUGAACUCAAUUGAGCAAAUAUGUCGGGAGCAGCCGCUGAAGGGGCGUCCGCUUGCAUUGGCGCAGCCGCUGCCAGUUGUAACUCAGCUGGGUUGUCCUAUGUUGCAGCGGGCGGAGGAGUGGGAAUAGCAGGCAGGCUUCCUAGUCGGGUUCUGGAGCAUGUGUUCUCCUAUCUGGACUUGUAUGAUUUGAUGCGGUGCUCGUUGGUGUGCUGGCACUGGAACAACUGCCUCGCGGAUGAGAACAGCGAGGUGUGGCGGAGUCUGUGCGCUCGCUCUCUUAGUGAAGAGGCACUGCGCUCCGACAUUCUCUGCAAUCUGACAACAUACAAGGGAAAGCUCAAGUCCUACCAGCACGCUCUGAGUUCCCAUGACUGCUCACGCAACGUCUACGUGAAGAAGAACGGCUUCACCCUUCACCGCAACCCCAUCGCCCAGAGCACAGACGGAGCCCGCGGCAAGAUCGGCUUCUCUAAGGGCCGCCAUGCCUGGGAGAUCUGGUGGGAGGGGCCCCUGGGGACCGUGGCGGUGAUUGGCAUUGCCACCAAGCGUGCUGCCAUGCAAUGCCAGGGCUACGUGGCCCUCCUGGGCAGUGACGACCAGAGCUGGGGCUGGAAUCUGGUGGAUAACAACCUGCUCCACAACGGGGAGGUCAACGGGAACUUCCCUCAGUGCAACAAUGCACCCAAAUACCAGUGUAAUGGUGUCCGUCCACAGAUCGGGGAGAGGAUACGAGUGAUUCUUGACAUGGAUGACAAGACCCUGGCCUUCGAGAGAGGCUUUGAGUUUCUGGGAGUGGCCUUCCGAGGGCUGCCCAAAGCCUGCCUCUUCCCGGCAGUCUCAGCUGUCUAUGGCAACACUGAGGUGACCAUGGUCUACCUGGGCAAGCCUCUGGAUGGGUAGCACCGCCACAAGACCAGCCGGUGCCAUGUCACAUCAGGUGUGCCAAGGAUAAUGACUGAUGGUUGGCACUGAGAGGACUCUAAACGAACAUUCCACAACCACAGGAAUGGAAGAGGGUUUGACCAGGGUGGGGGAAGUGAUCAUUGAUGGACAAGAGGGGAGGAGGGUGGGGGACCAGGGGUUGUUUCAAAAGUGUUUCUGUCUCAACAUGGAUCCUAUCCACUUCAGCUGCUGGACCAUUUUAUUUACAGUACGGGAGGACUUGACUUCUUUUUUUAUGUUAUUUUAUGAAGUAACAACACUGAGUCCUGUUUUAUUAUGUCUGUUCCUAUGAGGCAAAACCAAAUAUGAACUGUGGCAAAUAAAGACAGAAAUCACAAAUCAUCAUAUUGAUAAUAAUGUAUAUGUGACAAUGCAAGCUGUAACAUUUCUAGAGCACACGUGUAACUGCCAUGGAUGGAACAGCAAGGGGGACACUUCAGAGGAAUAUACCGUAUGGGACACUUGGAAAAGACUGCUUCAGUAGAAAAGCUAGUCAUUGCAGUAUAACUGAAACGUCUCCUCUCCAGAUACAUUGUAUAGGAGAGCAGAAGUGAGGAGACUACGCUAUUUUCUGUUCAAUGCUACUGUGAAUCCAUUUUAAUUGUGGUGGUAUUCAUCAUAGUAUUUCAUUAUAUUUAUUUCUAGGUUUUAAUCCAUGGUACUAUUGAAGAGGUCAUGGAACCUUAAAAAUAAAGUCUACCUGGUGCCA